CACAAAUUGAGGUUGUCGGGUGCCUUCUCGAUUUUACAACGCUAGAGAUCAGAAACGGUUGGUCAUACUUUGGUUGGCGACUCAUCUCAACAGUUACUCUCUGCACAGAAUUCGAGUCUUAACUCGUGCUAUUUACGCGUCACAGCCCUAGUAUUGUGGAAAACAGUACACGAGAUAAAUGACUCCCAGGAAGUGGUAUGUACUCACCAAAAUUGACGCAGAAAGAAAGAGAGCUGACACAUAUGAUUCUCGAAAAGGACGCCCAUGUCGCUCUCCAGCUCACUUUCCAGCCCUCGCGAUGACUGUUAUCCAGACGAGGAGUCAAUCCGAUCUAAAUACUCUCGAGCAUCUGGCGCCACGCAAACACCACACACCGUCACGCUAGCACUCACGACAUGGAACCUGAUCUCGCACGACUCUCGAACCCCGCACGAACCACAAAAGCGAAGCGUUCAGUACAUCGAAACCUGGAACCUAAAAGUUUUGCUGGAACUGUACCCUCAAAUAAUUGGUCGUCAUCCGGGUAUCAAACCACCCCACCAGAAGCAAUUGGCUCUCAAGACCAUGGAAAACCUGCAUGACGAUAUCGAUUUCCUGGAGACCAAAUUGGCCGCUUUGAACGAAGCAAAGCGUGUUCUGAGCUCCCAGAACUUCUGCCAGCUUGGAAAGGUGGACAAUGUCGCGUUUCUUGGUGCUCUGAACCUUUCUACCAAGCAGCGGGAGGUGGAGAUCGAGAUAGUUCAGGGGCAGAUUGAGAGUUUGGAGACUGAGUUCUACGAUUUGAAGCUUGAGGUCUUUGGAGAAGAUGAGGAUGAUGAAGAUGAGGUUAGGACUGGAUCUGACGAGGUUGCGAGUGACGAAGCUGAAAUUGAUGUUGCAGGAGAUUUUAGCAAGCGACCAACCUCGAUGAUUCAUUUGAGUAGCGGUAUUGGUAGUGUGCGUCGCAGUUUGGGGCAGAGUUUUGAUUCUCCAGAUGAAGAUCGUAGGAGCUCGUUGUAA
Molecule: messenger RNA, 999 nt
Organism: Hymenoscyphus albidus
Lineage: Eukaryota; Fungi; Ascomycota; Leotiomycetes; Helotiales; Helotiaceae
Source: the annotation of a GenBank genome assembly